Molecule: messenger RNA, 3105 nt
Organism: Mercenaria mercenaria
Lineage: Eukaryota; Metazoa; Mollusca; Bivalvia; Venerida; Veneridae
Product: potassium voltage-gated channel subfamily B member 1-like
Exons: 3
Coding region: 285-1883 (532 amino acids)
Biological process (GO): protein homooligomerization; potassium ion transmembrane transport
Cellular component (GO): membrane; voltage-gated potassium channel complex
Molecular function (GO): protein binding; voltage-gated potassium channel activity
Source: RefSeq, a predicted model, not a curated record
GUUUAACUAGGAAUAUUGACAUGGUUAAGUGUGUCAGGAGUACUUUGAUUUUUACAGUCAAUAUUGCUAACGAACACUAGUGUGCAGAUAAAUAGUAAAUACACGAUCAGAGAAAAAAUAUCAUUGAGAAUGAGUUACACUUUAUAUGAAUAUUAUUUUCUGUUUUUACCCUGACAAACAACCUGAAUAAAAAACACGUAUUUUCCUAGAAAGAUAUCAAUGAAAUUGUUUGGAAUAAAGGUCUAAAUUUGAUUAAAGAUAUUCCUAAACUUUCAAAUAAGACAAUGGCACGUGUAAUUAUAAACGUUUCUGGAACACAUUUUGAAUUUGAUCGUAAAAUUUUGGAGAAGAGGGCAUCUGACACACUCACGAAAAUGUGCGAAGCAGCAGAGAACGCAGGCAAGCCGUUAGAGUUGUUCGUGGACAGACCUUCGGAUUGUUUUGCAGCUGUUCUAAGUUACUAUCAGACUGAUGAGUUGCACAUGCCGGCUGCAGUGUGUCCAAAAGCGUUUCGAAAGGAACUACGUUACUGGGGAGUUGCAGAGACGGAUCUAGAUAAGUGUUGCCUUUACAGGUAUUAUACUUUUUUCGAUGAUUUUGAAACGCAUGAACAAUUUCGCCAGGAAAAGUUCACCCAGGAAUGUACAGAUGAAUGGCUCAUGCCAAUCUAUAAAGACAACAAGGUGAACAGACUAAGACUUAAAAUAUGGAAGGUGACUGAUUUCAAAGAAAGCACCGUUUGUGCAAAGAUUUACCUUGCACUGGUGUUCCUGAUGGUCAUGCUGUGUAUAAUGACACUAGCCUUCAGUACAGUUCCUUCCUUCCAGCGGAAAGUAAGCAAAUGUGAACUUCUGGAGUAUCUUGACUAUUCCGAAAACGAUCACGCGGAAAGUGCCAGGAUAAAACUAGGAGAUCCGGAUUGUUCUGGAUUCGUCUAUCAUGACAUUGAUGAUUUAGCCGAUGAGAAUCUUUAUUGGGAAGAGUAUUAUGAAUAUUACGUCGAUGGUAAUUGGACAACGUCUAAAACAAACGUGACGCUUCCAGAGCUGUCAGUGCGAUUGUUUGUUUUUGAAGUUCUUGAAAUUAUCACCGCUGCUUUUUUUACCAUCGAUCUGUUACUUCGACUGUUCACUUGUCCAUCUGUAAUCAGAUUCUUUCGAUCUAUUAUAAACAUUUUAGACAUUUUGGCUCUUGUAGGCUUCUACGCACAUGUAGCUGUGAUUAACACAGAGAAGGAACAUAAAUAUCAUAUAAACUGGAUACGGUUCAUUAACUAUCUACAAAUACUCAGGGUCAUGAGACUUUUCCGCGUUGUAAAGUACGUGCGUGCCUGUCAAGUACUGACGUUCUCUCUUCGUAAAAAUGGCCGUGACAUGACACUGCUUGUGUUGUUGGUUAUGAUCAGCGUGAGCACGUCGGCAUGCUUAAUUUACUUCAUAGAAGACAGGGAUGUCAUAGAAUCUAUCCCUGUUGCUUGGUACUGGGCAAUGAUAACGUUGACAACAGUGGGAUACGGCGAUAUAACACCUAAAUCAAGCGCUGGUCGUCUUGUUGCGGCAUGCUUGGCAAUCUGUGGCGUAUUGCUACUUGCCAUAACACUUCCAAUGUUUGUAAAUAACUUUCUAACUUUGUACCAGUAUUCUUGUCUUGAUGAGACAAUACAAAAAUGUAAAAAGAGCAAAAAAGAGCUAAAAGGUUCAGUCAACACUACAGAUGUCGCUCAUAAAAAGACAGAAAGUAAUGCUGAUAUACAAAACAAUAAGGAACAAAAUAAUGACGGCUUGCCUAAAGUAAGACAUACUUUACCACAUGAAGCUUCUUCUGUAGGAAAUACGGACAAAAGAAAUAAUGAAAUCACGACACUGAAAGAAAUCUCGCCAUAGCAUCCAACUUACAAUAGGCCACCAGUCAUAGCGUCGAUACAGGUUUUUGAUAUACUUUGCUUAUUAAAAUGCUUGUCUCAUUCUGGAAAUAACACUUCAUAAAAAGGCUUUAACUGUAUAAAUGGCUUGAAAGAUCAAACACUUUUCUUUUCAUAUUUUCCCACAUACAGUACAUAUUUCCUCUAGUCAAAGACCACCUGUUAAUAGAUGCCACUUUUCAUUUUGCAAGAGUGACCUUUAUACCAACGUUUAAGUGUACUUUAACAGUGUCGCCAUUUUGUUACUUAAAAGACGUAAAUUUUCUUAACAUUUUGAAGUUGUUUAAAACAGGGAAAGUAAAAAUGAUUGUAUGAAGAUCAGUACGUUACACUUAAACACCUUUAGUGAAAUUAAUUUUGUUUUAACUUUUACCCUGCUAAAUUUUUUAAAUGGACUGGUCCGUAAUUCAGUUUGGGCAAUUCCAUUUAUUAUUCGAAGGGGUGUUCACUGAAAAUAUACUAACCGAAUAGCGAACAGUGGUAGCAAAGGCAAAACUAAAAUCCGCCAGCAGGCUAAAGGUUAAUCAGAAUCUUUCUUACUAAACUACUAUUCUUGCAUAAAAACUACUUUUUUCACUGGAUCCGCCCAUGUAUAAACGGGAGAAAAAUCGUGUGCAAACAAGGCAAUUCACGUGCUAUUAAUACAUGAUUUUUAUUUUUGAAAUGCUUUGCCAGGGACAUAUGUAUGUAUUUCUGCACAGACUGAUAUUUGGCAUCUGCAUCUUGUUUCUUCCAUAAUAACCUCUUCUUGUAGCAUUAUAGAUACAAUGUAAUCCAUAGUAUGUUUAGCUGUAUCAGUUUCCAACCCCAAACGUACUGUCCCCAUCAAUGUACACACUAGCUUCUCUUAGAGUUAACUCCCUUUACCAAGCGUCUGUUCAGUUAUUGUAAAUAACUGUGAAUAUAAGUAACUUGUGCCAUUGCCCGUUUUGAGGUAUUAUAUUAAUGAUUUUUGUAAGUAUCAGUCGGUUUGUUUUUACCUGAUUUUUCGCAGAAUUCAUAUAAAACCCUCGAAAGCUAGUCACUAGCUUCGUACUCAUCCGUACUCUAAGUGUGUUCGUACUCAAAAUAAUUCGAAUGUAAAGUUGUUAUUCUUAAAACUGUGUUCCUGUUUAUCAAAUUUUUAAGUUAUAUGCAAAUUUAUGUGUAAUGUAACGUUUGUAAUAACUAAAAAUAAAAAUAAG